Molecule: messenger RNA, 681 nt
Organism: Protomyces lactucae-debilis
Lineage: Eukaryota; Fungi; Ascomycota; Taphrinomycetes; Taphrinales; Protomycetaceae
Product: ribosome recycling factor domain-containing protein
Exons: 1
Coding region: 1-681 (226 amino acids)
Biological process (GO): translation
Cellular component (GO): mitochondrion
Molecular function (GO): ribosomal large subunit binding
Source: RefSeq, a predicted model, not a curated record
AUGAUGCUAAGACGCAGCCUGUUUCUGCUCAAUAAAGGGCUGACAAGACGAGCUGUACCCAUCAAAGCUCCAAUCGCUCACAGAUGUCUGUCCUCCACGAGGCUGCUUCUAAAAAAGGGUAAAUCUAAAGAGGCCGCUCCAAAAACCCCUCAGCCCACCCUCGAUCUCGACAAGCUUCGAGGGCAGUGCCAAGUAGUCUUGGACAAGCACUCAAGGGAACUCUCUGAAAUCAAAGUCGGCAGAGAUAAUGUCGAAGCUGUAGCGGAUCUCCGCGUUCCAAAAACCAAGCUGCCAGUUUCAAAGUACGCAGAUGUCUUUCAAAAGGAUCCACGGACGUAUGUUGUCACGGUCUUCGAUCCAGAUGAUGUCAAGCUUGUUGUCUCAACCAUUGCACAGUCUGGUCUCGGCUUCAAUCCUCAGCCAACACCCAAAAAUCCCCAGCAACUGACCAUUGCCAUUCCACCGCCCACAGAGACCUUUAAAGAGGAACAGGCGAAAAAAAUUGCAAAGAAGCUGGAGGUGACAAAGAUGAUGCUACGUGCGAUUCGAAAUGACUGGAUGAAACGCGUACAAAAGUUGAGCAGCAAAGAUGAGAUUAAAGACGGCGAGCGCGACGUGUCAGCCAUCAUCGAGGUGUUUGCCAAAGAUGCGGAAAAGGAGAUACUGAAGGCAAAGCCUUAA